CCAGUGAUGAUGGUGGAAUCGGCCUCUGAGACAAUUCGAACAACACCGUCCAACCAGAACGGAGUCAGCAGCCUCAGCAGCCAAUCAGACGGAGGAGGAGGUAGAGAGGGCGGGUCUAAUGGAGACACCAACGGAGAGAUCAGUCCAGUCGACUUACUGCACCUGCAGCAACAACAGGCGAUCCAGGCAGCCAGACAGUUCCUCCUCCAGCAGGCCUCUGGACUCAACUCCCCUGGCAGCAACGAGGUCAAACAGAGCCCUGUGCAG
Paralichthys olivaceus (Japanese flounder) is the source of this 267-nucleotide messenger RNA. The record is from RefSeq and is a predicted model, not a curated record. Lineage: Eukaryota; Metazoa; Chordata; Actinopteri; Pleuronectiformes; Paralichthyidae.